Penicillium argentinense is the source of this 1233-nucleotide messenger RNA. RefSeq names its product protein kinase RIO2. Gene Ontology annotation, biological process: maturation of SSU-rRNA; protein phosphorylation. NCBI's taxonomy places the organism in Eukaryota, Fungi, Ascomycota, Eurotiomycetes, Eurotiales, Aspergillaceae. The record is from RefSeq and is a predicted model, not a curated record. Gene Ontology annotation, molecular function: protein serine/threonine kinase activity; ATP binding. Gene Ontology annotation, cellular component: preribosome, small subunit precursor; cytosol; nucleus. The coding region runs from base 1 to 1233 and encodes 410 amino acids. The transcript is spliced from 3 exons.
AUGAAACUCGACGCCAAGGCGAUCCGCUACCUCACCUCUGAGGAUUUCCGCGUGCUUCAAGGGGUGGAGGCUGGCAGCCGUAACCAUGAGGUUGUUCCGACCCCUCUGAUCGCCCAGUUGUCAGGCCUGCGCGGUGGCAGUGGCGUGCAUCGUGCCAUCUCGAAUUUGGCCAAGACGAACCUGAUUGCCAAGGUGAAGAACGCGAAGUACGAUGGCUACCGACUCACUUACGGAGGUCUUGACUAUUUGGCUUUGAACGCGCACCAAAAACAGAAGGUCGUGUACUCGGUUGGAAACCAGAUUGGUGUUGGCAAGGAAUCAGAUAUUGUCGUAGUCGCACACGGCAGUGGAUCGCAACGAAUCCUCAAGAUCCAUCGUCUGGGCCGUAUUUCGUUCCGAACCGUUAAGACCAACCGUGACUACCUUCGACAUCGCAACACUGGCUCCUGGAUGUAUAUGUCGCGGCUGGCCGCGAUGAAAGAAUUUGCCUUCAUGAAGGCGCUACGAGAGAACGGAUUCUCGGUCCCCGAACCCAUCGCGCAGAAUCGCCAUACCAUUGUCAUGAGCUUGAUUGACGCCUUCCCUCUUCGUCAGAUCGCCAAGGUCCCCAAUCCGGCAGGACUAUACUCAGAGCUUAUGGAUAUGAUUAUUGAACUGGCGCGAUUCGGUUUGAUCCAUGGUGAUUUCAACGAGUUUAAUAUCCUUAUCAAGGAAAUUCCAAUUCCCAGUGAAAAGGACAAGGAGGCUGAAAACGCGGAGGCCGAAGAAGAAAAUUACCGGCUGGAACCGGUGCUCAUCGAUUUCCCGCAAAUGGUGUCCAUCGAUCACGUCAAUGCCGAAAUGUACUUUGAUCGUGAUGUCAACUGUAUCAAGCGCUACUUCCAGCGCAAGUUCCACUUCGUGAGUGAUGCGCCUGGUCCUUCCUUUGCGGAUGCGAAGAAGGUCUUCCUGAAGAACCCUGGAAAGCGACUGGAUGUGGAAGUUGAGGCCUCUGGGUUCUCGAGAAAGAUGGCUCGUGAUCUGGAGAACUACAUGAAAGAAGUUGGCGCUGAUGGAGAUGCGGGUGAGAGAGAUAAUGAAGACGAAGAAGAAGACGAAGACGAGGAAGAAGGCUCGGGCUCGGAUUCCGAAGAAGUUCAGGAGGACGAACAACCAGCCCGGGCCGAUGCUGAUGUGGACGAGAGCUCCAAGCGCCUGGAGGGACUCCAGGUUUCCUGGUCUUCAGCACAGUAA